CGCCCUCCGCAGCUCAGAACCCGGAAGCAGCGGCGGCUUUGUUUUGUUUUGGUGGCCGGAGUUGGACGGUGGAGGUCCGACCGGGACCAGAGCUCUCUACCCGGGAAGAACCGCUCCGCUAAAUGGGUCGAACCGAACCGGGGAUGGACGAUGACGGACCGGUAGCUGCCGCCUGUGACAUGCCGAGUUUUCUCAGCAGCCUGGAGGAGGGGAGGGCGAGACUGUCCCGCAACCCGCCCGCUGAAACUUCCUCCCCGGACGGUAAAGUUGAACCGGACCGUGUCAGCGGCUCCGAGUCCCGGCUGUCGUUGGACGGAGGCGGCGGGGAACCGGAGGAGCGGAGCGGCGGGGAGCGGAGGGAUGCGGAUGGCAACAACAACAACAACUGCAACGGCGGAGGGAGACGAGCGGGGCGGAGAUACAGCGCCGUGGAGGUCCUGAGGAGGAACUUCGGGGACCCGAAGUCUCCGACGCUGCGGUUCAGCUUCAACGGUCGGAUGCAGAAGCAAGAAAGCCCCGAAGGACGCGGAGACGGCGACGGUACUGACGGUAACGCGACCGAAUGGGGAGAGUGUGAGAAGUCGGACGGAGAACCGGGCGGAGCAGGGACUAAAAACGAGCCAACCUCAGCGAGUUCUGUUGGUACCGGAGUUGAACCUCCCACCGGGUCGGACCGGAGCCGUCACCCCGAGGAGGGCGACCCCAGCUCGGACACUCUGGAGGAGUGUGUCGGUGCCAAGCAGCACGUUUACUGCACCGUCUACUGCAUCGCGGCGGACGAUGAAUUCUCACACCUCCGGCAUGAACCGGACACAGAAACGGACCCAGAGACCGGACGGGAAGGGAGUCCGAGUCCCGAACCCGUUCUGUACACUCUGGAGGACCUGGUGGACCCGUUCGGGGACUUGUCCCACCGGCUGUACUUGGAGCAGGCCGGUGCGGGGACGGCGGUGCAGAGCUGCCGGGUGUGCCUGGAGGAUAAAACCAUCGCCUCCCUGCCCUGCUGCAGAAAGGCCGUGUGUGAUGAGUGUCUGAAGCUCUACGUCAGUUCCCAGGUGCGAGUGGCCAAAGCUCUGAUCAGCUGUCCCAUCCCGGAGUGCAGCGGCAGCCUGGACGAAGCUCUGGUGGUUUCUCAUCUGGUUCCUGAGGACGUGGCCAAGUACCAGUACUUCCUGGAGCUCAGCCAGCUGGACUCCAGCACCAAACCCUGUCCUCAGUGCAGCCACUUCACCUCCCUGAAGACCCACAACCACAACCAGAACCGCUCCGAGCACAAGUACAAGAUCCAGUGUAGCAACUGCCAGUUCGUGUGGUGCUUUAAAUGCCACGCUCCCUGGCACAACGGCCUGAAAUGCCGCGACUACAGGAAAGGAGACAAGCUGCUCCGAACCUGGGCGAGCGUCAUCGAACACGGCCAGAGAAAUGCCCAGAAGUGUCCAGAGUGUAAGAUCCACAUCCAGCGAACGGAGGGCUGUGAUCACAUGACCUGUACUCAGUGUAACACCAACUUCUGUUACCGCUGUGGAGAACGAUACCGACACCUCAGGUUCUUCGGCGACCACACGUCCAACCUGAGCGUGUUCGGCUGCAAGUAUCGCUACCUGCCGGAUAAACCUCACCUGAGACGCUUCAUCAGAGGCUCCGUCUGCGCCACCAAGGUUCUGAUCGCUCCGGUGGUCCUCCUGCUGGUCGUGGUGCUCGGAGCUCUGGCACUCGUCAUAGGUUUGGUCGUCUUCCCGGUUUACUACGUCUGCAGGAGGAGGAAGAAGCAUCAGCGAACCCGAGGAUCCGGACGGUGGAUUUGACGACUAAAAGACGGAAACCUUCCUCAGGGAGCCGCAGCCGUCGCUAAACUCAGACUUUUAUUCUGGCGGGGACGUUUCAGGCGGAAACAGGAAGUGGAGCCGGGAUUAUUCCUUUUAUUAUUGCACAUCAUCCAGAUUAUUUAUGUGUCGCUGCUGCUUGGAAGGAGGUUUGAACCUGAGGACUCUUAGCAGGAAGAUUUUCUCUCUUUUUCACAACAUUCAGCUGCAGAUUUAUUCAGCAGAACAAACGCAGAAAACACACAAACUGAGUGUUGUUCGUUCCUUUUAAUCCAGAAUCAGGGGUAAAAAAUAUAUUUUCAGGAGUGGAGUUAAAAGAGUUUGAGAGUUAAAAUAAUGGAACACAAUCACUAGAAGACUAAUCUAAUAAAUAAUAAUAUUAGAAAAAAGAUGCAAAUUGCAAAUACUUUUGAGUAUAUUUUUGGUUAAAGUUCUGUUAAAUAUGGAGGCAAAGACUCCCUAAAAACUCUAAAAACCUUUAAAACCAAAGAUAAAAUCUAACAAUCAAACCUAAAAUGCUUUAAUUCUGAAUUUGAUGUUAAACAAAAACAAUAACAGCUUAUUUUUCUGCACUUCAGAGUUCAUGUUCAAGUCAAAAAACAUUAAAGAAAUGAAGAAACGGGUCACAAAUUUAGAUUAAAUGAGAUUGUGAUCUUUAAUGUGCCCAAAUUAUGUGAUCGGGACAAUUUUUUAAAUCAAUUUCUAUGAAUUUCAAUCAGUUUGGUCAAUUUUUAAGUCAUUUUAGACAAUUUUAAAAUCAAUUUGUGUGAGUUUGAAGACAUUUUGAUCAAUUUUUAGUCACUUUAAAAGAGUUUCAAGUCAGUUUUGACAAUUUUUGAAUCCUUUUUGAAUGAAUUUCAUGUCAUUUUGCUCAUUUUUUUGUCACUUUAAAUGAGUUUCAAGUCAUUUUGGACAAAUUUUGAGUCAUUUUGAAUGAAUUUCAAUCAUUUUUAAGUAAUUUUAACUGAAUUUCAAUCACUGUGGAUCAUUUCUGACUAAUUUUAAAUGAGCUUCAAGUCAUUUUAGACAAUUUUGAUUCACUUAAAAUAGUUUCCAUCAUUUUGUUAAAUUUUUGAGUCAUUUUAAAUUAAUUUUCAAUAAUUUUGGUCAAUUUUUACAUCAAUUUGGGCUUUUUGAGUCAUUUUUGAAUCACUUUAAAUUAAUUUUAGGUCAGUUUAGACAAUUUAUAAUACAAUACAAUAACUUUAUUAAUCCCCGAAGGGAAAUUCAAUAUGAGUCAUUAUGAGUCAUUUUGAAUUAAUUUCAAUAAUUUUGGUAAAUUUUUGAGUAAUUUUAAAUUAAUUUCAAUCAUUUUGGUCAAUUUUUGAGUAUUUUUUGACUAUUUUAAAUCAAUAUGUAUGAAUUUCAGGUCAUUUUUGUACAUUUUUAGUCACUUUAAAUGAGCUUGGUCAAUUUUUGAGUCAUUUUUGACAACUUUUAUUGUCAUUUUGGUCUAAUUUUGAGACAUUUUAAAAGAAUUUCAAGUCAGUUUGCUCCAUUUUAGUUUUCACUUUAAAUGAGUCAGAGUCACUUUAAACAGAUGUUGAGCGAUCAUGUACACGUCUGGAUCUUGUAAUUAAAGUCUGACUGUUUAGUUUUGAUCAAAAUGUAAAUAUAUAAGAAAAAUGAAAAAUGAGGUCUAAAUUAAAUUAAAUCAGAUUUUAUUAUCACUUUAGUCUAUUUCCUGCAACUUUAUCAACACAAAGAAGCUUUCUGGUUGCAUGAAAAUCAAGUUAGACCGUUUUUCCUCAUUUCCUAUGAAUAACUUGAGCAUAAACUCUGAGAAGAAGCCGUUAUUUGUGUGUUUGGGUCAUAAAUCAAUCAUGAAAUUACACUUUUGGGGUUCUUUAUUGGAUUUAAAAAGAACAAAUGACACUCAGAUGAGCAGAAAGUUCAGUUUACGUCACUUUAAACACAGAAUGUAGCUCAGAACACUGGUCGGGUUCCUGGAGUUUAUUUUCCAGGAAUCAUUAAAGCUGCUGGUCGAGCUGCUAGACUUUUUUUUAUUGCUAAACUGUGCUGCAGCUGGCGAGGAAACAGAAACCAAAACGGAAAGAAGCCAUGGAGAAGAAAUGAUGACUGGAUAAUGAAUAUUUCUUCAAAAAAUUUUGUUUUUGUGGAGAAUAAUGUGAAAAAAGGUGGAUAUUUGGUAAUUUUUUGGAUAAAAGUGACUCAAAUUCUUCCCAGAAGGUUUGAAAAUCUGAAUUUUUAGCCCCUUUUAGUUCCAUUUUUCAUUUUUUUCCUCUCAGCGUGCCGUUGUGGCGCUGCAUCAUGUAAAACAAAGAAGAAAAAGAGCGGCGGUGCCAAAACAAAGCGCUGAACGAGUCGGUUUGAUUGUUCUGCCGUCGACCGGAGGGUUUAUUAUUGUUGUUGUUGUUGGUUUACCAAAGAGCUAAACAGGGUUUGAUCAGCUUCAGGCUGCCGUGCACUCAGUCUGCUUGGUUUCAUUUGGAGCUUUUUAGGAUUUGAGAGAGUUUUUAACAUUUUAUUUCAACCUGCUGGUUCCAAAUAACCUCAGUUUCACUUAAAUUUUUCUGCUCAGAUCACAAAGGUCCCUGCAGUUCACCAAAUAAAACAGGUUUUUACAGUAAUUAUUUUUGAUCUUUAUCUUUAAAAAUUCUCCAAAACAGCUCCAUUUAUUAACCAGAAACUGUAAAAAAAAAAAAAGACAUAAUUUUUGGAUUUUUAACAUGUGUGGUGUUCCCCCAAAAUGUUUUGAGUCUUUUUGAACAGGUUUUUGCAUUUUGAAUCAUUUUAGAGUAAUUUGUAUGAGUUUCAAGUCAUUUUCGUCUUUUUUUAAAAGUCAUUUUAAAUGGGUUGAAGUCAUUUUGCUCAAUUUCAAAUCAAUUUGGACAUUUUUUGUCAUUUUUGAUGAGUUUCAAGUCAUUUUGGUCAUUGUAAAAGUCAUUUUAGAUGAGUUUUACAUCAUUUUUGACAAUUGUUUAGUCACUUUGAUGAGUUUCAAGUCAGUUUGGACAAUUUUUGAGUCAUUUUGGACAAUUUUUGAAUCGAUUUGUUUAAGUUUCAAGUCAUUUUAGCCAUUUUUUGAGUCAUUAUCAAUGAGUUUCAUUCAGUUUGGACAAUUUCUGAGUCAUUUGCAAUGAGUUUCAGGUCAUUCUGUAGUGUCAUCUUUAAUUAAAUUUGCUCCUUGUCAAAAAAAAACAUAACUAAAUUUAAGCCAAAAUUUUAUGAAAAUCAUUUUUUUCAUUUAAAAAAAAUCUCCAAAAUUAAACCAUUUGCACCACAUUCUGUAAUAAAAAAAAUAUCCAGGGAUGUUGAACAUUCCUGAAACUUUUCCUGUGGACUAAGAGAUGAAACAUUUAUUUUAUUAGUUUCCUGCAAAAAUCAGUUUUCUUUGUGAAGCUGCAGGAAUCUAAUGCUAAGCUAAUGCUAAGCUAAUGAACCUGAAGCGUGCAUCGUUAGCUAAAGCCACAACAGAGGAGUUAUUUAGAAACACAGCAGGUUGAAAUAAACCAGAAUCCAUUCCCUUUUUUAAGGUCUGAUUCACUGAUCCCUCCGUCCUCCUGCUGUCCUUCUUUUAUUUCUGUUUUACUGCCGCCUCGUCGUCGUUUCACCUCGUUUGUCCGUCCGGAGACGUGACCGGACUCAGAAAACCAACAUCUGAGGCACCAAAACAAAAGUGCAAGAAGCUUCUCUGAGGUUCUGGUGAUUCAGGACGGGUUUACGGAGACAUUUUAAUGCAGAAAAGAGCUCAGACCGGUACAGAAGGAACACGAUGGAGCUUAAACCUGCAGCAGGACGAACGUUAGGAGCUUCAUGCGUGUCGUUAGCUUCAUCCAGAACAUGUUCCACCAUCCUGGAGCUCAUAAACACUGACUCUGUACAUAGGAAGAUCCUCAUAUAUCCUGUUACACGCUGGUUCCAGCAGCAGAAGAAGAAAUCUCCGGGUUCGAGUCGCUCUCAGGGAGUUUAUGUUCAUCAUCAGGGCAGCGCCGGAGGUUCGCUGCUGCCUAGCAACCGGGUUUAAAACCAGGAAGUGGAAGCGGAGAUCAAAACGUCUUCGUGACGCCACAAAGACUAGAACACAUGUAUGAAACUGAAUGUGAGCUGCUUGAAAGUGUUCACAUGCAUCAUAUAGACGUGUUUUAUGUCACCGCUCUGCUGCUGCCACACUGAACUCACUUUGAUUUGACUGAUAAUCAGCUGACAGUCAAUAACGGACCGUUAUACUUCAUACUUUAACCCCCUGAACCCCAAAAAGGCGUCUUUACCUUGAAAAGUCAUCAAAAAUGGCUCCAUUUAUCAACCAGAAACCAUAAAAACUGAAAGAAUUCUUUGAUUUUUAACGUGUGGUGGUCUUUUUGGACAGGUUUUGCAAUUUUGGACCAUUUUAGAGUCAUUUGUAUGAGUUCAAUGUCAUUUUGGUCUUUUUUUUAACAGUCAUUUUAAAAUGGGUUUCAUUUCAUUUUGGUUAAUUUCAAGUCAUUUUAAAUCAAUUUCAAGUCACUUUAGCCAUUUAUUUUCUCAUUUUCAAUGACUUUUAAAUCAUCUUCCAUUUAAUUCAGCUCCUUGUCUAAAAACUUAACAAAACUCAAGCCAAAAAUCUAAAUAUUUUAUAAAAAUCAAUUUUUCAUCUAAAAAAUUCUCCAAGACUACCCACAAAACCUGCCAAUGGAUUAUAAAAUGCAUCUUUAUCUUUUAAAAAUUCUCAAAAAUGGCACCAUUUAUCAACCAGAAACUGUAAAAACUGAAAGAAUUUGAGCAUUUUUAACUUUUCCACAUCGUGUGCUAUUCCUCCAAAAUAUUUGAGUCUUUUUGGACAUGUUUUGUCAUGUUGGAUAAACUUUGAAUAAUUUUUGAGUCGCUUUAAAGAGUUUUAAGUUAUUUUAUACAAUUUUUCAGUCACUUUGACAAGUUUUAAGUCAUUUUGGUCAAUUUCAAGUCAUUUUAAAUGACUUUCAAAUCAUUUGGGCCAUUUUUUUGCCAUUUUGAAUGAGUUUAAAGUCAUUUUGGAUUGUCAUUUUUAUUUAAUUCAGCUUUUUGUCAAAAAACUAUCAAGAUAAUUCAUGAAAAUCACUGUUUUUCAUAUAAAAAUUCUCAGAAACUACCCCCAUACCUGCUAGUGGUCAAAAAAGACAACUUUGUCUAUAAAAUGGCACCAUUUACCAACCAGAAACUGUAAAAACCGAAAAAAAGAUGUCUCAUUUUCAAAUUUCCACAUCACUUGAGCUCAUCAUGAUGUGAUUUCUCCCCAAAACUUAACAAAUCUCAGCUUAAAGUCAAGCGAUUUUUAUGAAAAAUGCCUUAUUCUUUUAAAAAUUCUUCAAAAAUAAACCAUUUGCACCAGAUUGUACAAUGAAAAAACUAAAACUGUUAACUCCUCAAGCAAAAUUGUGAAGCCAUGACUCAGUUUAAAGUAGUCCUAUUUACUUUUUUAAUUAAAAUUAUCUCAAAAAUUUCUAGUUUUGCAGUUUAGUACUUAUUUCAUGCUCACUUUUAAUUGCCAAUAUCCAUGAAAAUAAAGAGAUUUUGACCAUUCUUGGAACUUUUGUGGACAAAGACAUGAAACAUUCGGUCGUUAAUUUAAUCUGUCUAUUUGUUCUAAAAUAUAUUGGGUGAAUUCUGAGUGUUAUCGAAGAGGAAAAACUGUUUUCAGGUUGAACUGCAGGCAGUGUUUCCACAGUGAACGUAUGAGACGAAGAUGGAAGUAAAUUAAAAAUAUAAUGCGUUAAAUAUUUGAAGUAUUGAUAACACUUGUGGGCUUUUGGAAAAAUAUUAAAAAUGUUGAUUUUAGUUUUUUUUCUUCCAUUUUUGUGAAGCAAAUAAUCAAAGAAAUUCAAAUUUUCUUGGUUCUUUUUGCUGUUUUGUCUUUCUGACUGCACAGAAGACAUUUCUGAGCAGAAAAUGGGCUCAGAGGGAUAAAUUAGAAGUAAAAUUUCACCAUUUU
Molecule: messenger RNA, 7731 nt
Organism: Amphiprion ocellaris (clown anemonefish)
Lineage: Eukaryota; Metazoa; Chordata; Actinopteri; Pomacentridae
Gene: rnf217
Product: ring finger protein 217
Exons: 7
Coding region: 123-1805 (560 amino acids)
Biological process (GO): ubiquitin-dependent protein catabolic process; protein polyubiquitination; positive regulation of proteasomal ubiquitin-dependent protein catabolic process
Cellular component (GO): cytoplasm; ubiquitin ligase complex
Molecular function (GO): zinc ion binding; ubiquitin conjugating enzyme binding; ubiquitin protein ligase activity
Source: RefSeq, a predicted model, not a curated record